Messenger RNA from Puccinia triticina, 1260 nucleotides. RefSeq lists its product as uncharacterized. The record is from RefSeq and is a predicted model, not a curated record. NCBI's taxonomy places the organism in Eukaryota, Fungi, Basidiomycota, Pucciniomycetes, Pucciniales, Pucciniaceae. The transcript has 2 exons. Bases 1 to 1260 code for a protein of 419 amino acids.
AUGUCAGAUCACUCAUUACCCACCUCUAUCGGAUACUUCCGGGGUCCUGGUCCUACUGGCCCAGAUGUAGUACUGCCAAAGUCUAGCACCUGGACGCAAGACAUGAUCCGUCGAUCCAUCGUGAGAUUCCCCGAAACCAGCAACAGACCCACUGUGACAGAUGGAGAAUACAUUGUUUCUGCCUUGUUUGGUUUGGAUGAGGAUUGGGCAGACGUAUCUGCGCUUCUCAUCUCGAUAUUCGAGCGCUCCCCACAAGUCCAUGCCACAGCUUUCUUGCUUGCUAUCCUUUCACAGCUUAGCGUGGAAGCAGCAGCGGCAAACAUUCCGACUUCGGCCAUCGCGGAACUUCGCAGAAGUCUUAGCGUGCGUGUUUUCAACGACGAGAGCAAGCUCUCUAGGAUCAUUACCCCAACAAAGAUAAAGUGGGUACAAUAUGGGCGGCCGGUCUCUCCACCAUCUUGGGACAAGUACCUCUACAGUCGCGAUAACAAGUCAACAUCUGAAACCGGGCUGGUAGUCACAUCGGAAGCGCUGGUUAAUUUCGCUUGCGGUCUCAUCAACCUGAGCGUCGAUACAGAGAAUUUACUAGAACGUUUUAUCCAGAAAAUCAGUGAACAGUGUGGCACUUUCUCAGUUGACGACAUGCACUUACUCUGGAUGCCGUUCCUCUAUGGGCUCAUUCCGGCUCUGGUCCUUCGAUCAGUGUCUCUCGAUACGCCGACUUAUCAGGAGCUCGCUCGUAGACUUAUCACGCACUGCUAUGAUACAACAGUUGGGCCACAGCCUGAAGUGUUUGACGUCCCUUCCCCCGAAGUGAAUUGUACAUGCACCAACUGCGUGAAGCUCAAUGAAUUCCUCCGAAACCCCUCCCAAGGAACUAGGCGAUUCAAUUCACUAUCCAAAGUCACCCGUCGGCACCUCGAUGAGCGGCUCGGUGCUGCUCGUAUUCGCUGCAAUACAGCUCUCGACUCUGGGGCAUUUGUGGUCACCAAACUCUGCACCUUAGAACUCGAUCUCGACGCUUGGAAAAAACGACAGCAAGAACUCUAUCUUCAGGUCACUAGUAACAUCGAGCAAGAGCACCUUCAAUGCUUGCUUGGUGUCGACGAAGCUGCCCGCAUCCAAUCGACAGCCGGGCCAGUGGAGGGCCCUCGUCCGCAGCCUCGCUAUGCUUCUCCACCCCGUCGUCCAGCUCAUCUUACUUACUUGCCUCCCUCCAAUGAUGGUUCCGAAUCCCACAGUGAACAUCAUGAACACUAG